UGUUUUUGUGCUGUUCCGCGAUUCGUCGAUCGUCAUCCAGUUCAGUAAAUACAUGCCCGCUGCGUGGCUGAGAACUAAGAAGACCUCUCCAUAUGGCCAUGAUGUAGAAUGUGUUUUGCUCACAAAUGCCUGUACUUUCUGGUUUGCUCCGAGACAGAAGUCUUGGAAGAAUUUCCCCUUGGCAGCUGUCCAGUAACGUGGUAACGAAGCGCUUACUGAAUUUGGACAUUAAUUCUGACUACGAAAUCCAACCCUUCUUCACUAAAUCUGUGAAGUCCCUGGAUAUUGAGAAGCAUGAUGGAAAAUACAUGCUUGCUGGUGGAGGUGAUGGGUCGGUGGCCCUGUAUGACUUGGAGCAGUCAUCAAUGGGAAGUUCCGGCAACAUGAAAGUAUGCAAUGUCAUCAACAGCACAACAGCUAAAUCAACAAGCGAUGCACACAAGUACAGCGUGGAGGCAGUCACCUGGUUCCCGCAUGAUACUGGCAUGUUUAUGACCAGCAGCAUGGAUCACACGCUCAAGAUCUGGGACACAAAUGCAUGGCUGGUGGCUGAGCAGUUUCAGUUUGAGGAGCCAUUGUACUGCCAUGCCGUGUCGUCCUGCACUGCCCACAGUCUUAUUGCCGUUGCCAGGAAAGAACAUAGUAUCAAGUUGUGCAACUUGGAGACGGGUUCGACAUCGCAGAUUCUCCGUGGUCACAACGACCGUGUGCUAAGUGUAGCCUGGUCUCCCAGCAAUGACUAUCACCUGGUGUCUGGAGGAGCAGAUAACAAAAUCUUGAUGUGGGAUGUGCGCCGUGCCAAGAGCUUGCUGUUUGCGUGUGAUCAGCACAAUGGACGUCAGCAGCUGACAUUUGAUGGCAAGCUUGGUCACAUGGGUGCAGUCACCAGUGUUGCAUUCACUCCCGACGGCCAUCAUGUCGUUAGUCUGGGCAAUGACAAGCAACUGCGCGUUUGGGAUGCAAGCACCGGAACCAAUACUCUGGUAAACUUUGGUCGUAUGCAGGCGUCUAGCCGGAGAAGCAUUCAAAUGGCCAUCUCCAAGGACAGUCGCCGCCGGUUGAUCUUUGUUCCCAAUGCCAUGAACGUCGACUGCUUUGAUCUGUCGUCGGGCGCCAAGCUGCGCACACUGCAUGGUCAUUUCGGCAACUGUGAUGCUUGCGUGCUACGGCCAGGAAAGCAGGAGUUGUUCAGCGGAGCCAUGGAUUCACGCAUACUCUGGUGGAGCGCCCGCAAAGCACACUCGCCUGUAGCAGUGGAGGAGGUCAGGCAUCGCGCAGAGGUUGCACCACGUCAGGUUGAAGUUCCGCAAGCCUUGCAAGAUGCGUGGAGUAGUGAUGAGGAUUAAGUCAUUUUUAAAAGGCGUUCGCUAGCCUCUUAGCAAAACUAUGGAUGCGAUCACUCAGCUUGUGUUGUGAUGCUGAAGAUAGAUGUGAAUUGCUGCUGGGGGCUUCCACUCAGCUCAGGAUCCUUUUUCCGUGUUUUGCACCGUCGCACACAUACGGUGAUCUUACUCUUCGGACCCGGGGAGCGCCACAGAUGAAUGGCUCUCCGCAUGUCACGACCGGAUGGGCAGGGUCACUGGUGGCAAGGACUAGUGUGGACUGUGUGUCUGACCUACUUUCUGAAGUACUGGUACUGUGCCAAAGAAUCAAUGCUGAAGCUUUUGUUUUACCCCAGGAAUGCUGAUGUGCCCACUGAUUUAUUACUACUUCAAAGUACUUUUUUAGUUUCCCUGAAAUUUAACUAUGACCUCUCUGGGAGAUCUGUUUUUCUCAUGGCAAUCAAUACACGUAGUAACAAGAGUACUUCAUAAUGUUAUGUACUCUUGGUAGCAAUUAUCCUUCUUCAUUUUACAAUUUACAUCCACCUUGUAGUCGUCCCAAGCUCUUAGUUAGGGCAUGUUCCUUAUCAACUUCUGCAUUAGCCAGAAGUCCUGCUC
Messenger RNA from Sycon ciliatum, 1940 nucleotides. Its product is annotated as DNA excision repair protein ERCC-8-like. The coding region runs from base 126 to 1346 and encodes 406 amino acids. The record is from RefSeq and is a predicted model, not a curated record. Gene Ontology annotation, cellular component: Cul4A-RING E3 ubiquitin ligase complex; nucleotide-excision repair complex. Lineage: Eukaryota; Metazoa; Porifera; Calcarea; Leucosolenida; Sycettidae. The transcript has 11 exons. Gene Ontology annotation, biological process: protein polyubiquitination; transcription-coupled nucleotide-excision repair; proteasome-mediated ubiquitin-dependent protein catabolic process. Gene Ontology annotation, molecular function: protein binding.